Molecule: messenger RNA, 4529 nt
Organism: Helicoverpa zea (corn earworm)
Lineage: Eukaryota; Metazoa; Arthropoda; Insecta; Lepidoptera; Noctuidae
Gene: Stt3B
Product: dolichyl-diphosphooligosaccharide--protein glycosyltransferase subunit STT3B
Exons: 15
Coding region: 139-2391 (750 amino acids)
Biological process (GO): post-translational protein modification
Cellular component (GO): membrane
Molecular function (GO): dolichyl-diphosphooligosaccharide-protein glycotransferase activity
Source: RefSeq, a predicted model, not a curated record
UAUUUGGGAGAGAGACGUGUCCGUACGUCAGUCACAUAAAAAGUCAAUUUUCUUCUGAAUCGAAUUGUUAGGACUGAUGUAUGAAAUUAAAGUUGUCGUGAAUUAUUAGGAUAGUUAAUAGUAUUAUCAGACCCAAAGAUGCCGCAGACUGUAACUGCGAGGCCGGGCAAUAAAGGGGUGUUCAAUAAUACGACCGGCUUCAGCACUCUGAUCACUGUUACGGUAUUGUCAUUGGCUUGGUUGGCCGGUUUCGCCUCCCGGCUAUUCGCUGUGAUUCGUUUUGAGAGUAUAAUUCACGAGUUUGACCCAUGGUUCAACUACCGAUCCACGGCAUACAUGGUGCAGCAUGGGUUCUACAACUUCCUGAACUGGUUCGAUGAGCGCGCGUGGUACCCACUUGGUCGUAUCGUGGGUGGUACCGUGUAUCCUGGCCUAAUGAUAACAUCAGGCACAAUUCACUGGAUUCUCCAUGCUCUUAAUAUUCCCAUACACAUCAGGGAUAUUUGUGUGUUCCUCGCACCUGUUUUCAGUGGUCUGACUGCCAUAGCAACAUACCUACUGACUUCAGAGCUUUGGUCUCGUGGAGCGGGUCUGUUUGCCGCUUGCUUCAUAGCCAUUGUACCAGGCUACAGCAGUAGGUCUGUGGCUGGAAGCUAUGACAAUGAGGGUAUUGCUAUAUUUGCUCUCCAGUUCACAUACUACCUCUGGCUGAAGAGUUUGAAGAAUGGAUCAGUGUUCUGGUCUAUUUGUACAGCCCUGUCUUACUUUUACAUGGUGUCAGCAUGGGGUGGUUAUGUGUUCAUCAUCAACUUGAUCCCCCUACACGUGUUCGCGCUGUUGAUCAUGGGAAGGUUCUCCCAGAGACUGUUUGUCAGCUACAGCGUGUUCUACAUUGUGGGACUUCUGAUGUCCAUGCAGAUUCCCUUUGUCGGCUUCCAGCCUAUCAGGACCAGUGAACAUAUGGCUGCUUCUGGUGUGUUCGCGCUGGUAAUGGCAAUAGGUGCUCUAAAGUACCUGCACAGCCUGAACCCCAAAGGCCAGUGGAAGCAGCUGCUAAUCCUCGGCGGUUUGAUCGCCGCUGGUACCGUGUUCCUAGUAGUGGUGUUGCUAACUUACGCGGGAGUCAUCGCGCCUUGGAGUGGACGAUUCUACUCGCUAUGGGACACAACAUACGCGAAGAUCCACAUUCCCAUCAUAGCGUCGGUGUCGGAGCACCAGCCCACCACGUGGUCUUCCUUCUUCUUCGACCUUCACGUGCUAGUGUGCACCUUCCCAGUGGGGCUCUGGUACUGCAUCAAGAAUAUCAAUGAUGAGAGGGUCUUUGUGGCCCUAUACGCGAUAAGCGCGGUGUACUUCGCGGGCGUGAUGGUGCGUCUGAUGCUGACCCUCACGCCAGUGGUCUGCGUCCUAUCAGGCAUCGCCUUCUCCAUACUGCUGGACCUGGUGUUACGAGAGGAUGAGAUGCCGGUGCCGCAGUUGGAUAAUGAUGACUCCAAUAACUUGUAUGAUAAGGCGGGAAAACUAAAGAAGCGUACCCAGUCGCCGGCCGUCCCGCCGGACACGGCGCUGGGCAUGAACGUGCGCUCCGUCACGCUCAUACUGUUCAUGAUACUGCUCAUGCUGUUCUCCGUGCACUGCACCUGGGCCACCUCCAAUGCCUACUCCAGCCCUAGUAUCGUGCUCGCUAGUUAUGGAAAUGAUGGAUCUCGUAAAAUCCUGGACGACUUCAGAGAAGCAUACGGCUGGCUUUCACAGAACACCGCUGAAGACGCGAGAGUCAUGUCUUGGUGGGAUUACGGAUACCAGAUUGCCGGCAUGGGUAACCGAACAACUUUAGUCGACAACAAUACUUGGAACAACUCUCACAUUGCUCUAGUAGGCAAGGCGAUGGCCAGCAACGAGACAGCGGCCUACGAUAUAAUGACCAUGUUAGACGUGGAUUAUGUGCUUGUAAUAUUCGGAGGCGCUAUCGGGUACUCCGGUGAUGAUAUCAACAAGUUCAUUUGGAUGGUUCGCAUCGCUGAGGGAGAGCAUCCUAAGGAUAUUCAUGAAGCGGACUACUUCACAGAGAGAGGAGAAUACAGAGUGGAUUCAGAAGCAUCCAAAACUAUGUUGAAUUGUCUAAUGUAUAAGUUAUCAUAUUAUAGAUAUGACAGCGGCGGCAGUCCGCCGGGCUAUGACAGAACGCGCGGUGCGUUGCCAGGCAACCGCGGCUUCAAACUCACUUACCUCGAAGAAGCGUACACUACUGAGCACUGGCUAGUUAGAAUAUACAGAGUUAAAAAGCCAGAUGAGUUCAAUCGUCCGCGUUUGCCGCUUGCCAAACGAACAGUACCGACUAGCAACUCUAUCUCUAAAAAGCUGACCUUAGGAGGCGGACCGAUGGUAUAGUACCACUGUUGAGUUCUGUUUGACGAUACAUCUAAAAGGCGAAAAGGCAUGUUGAAGAACAAACCGACGGUAGUGAAGGGCAAGAAGGCGGUGAGGCUGGAGUGACGCCUCGCGCAUGCGCGGCGCGUGCGCAGCUAGUGGCGGCGGCGCGGGCGGCGCGGCCGACACGUCCGCCACGAGCGCGUGCUCGCGCCGCACUGCCGCGGCUGUAUCGAGAGACUCACACACGCCAUCGCCUUAGAAGAUGAAGAACUUAACAAUACACUCCCCGAUUAAUCUUUAGUGUUUCUGUUCAUGUAGGACUUUUUUUUUCACACCAUAGUGUUUGUGUUUUUUCUCUCUCAAUAUUAUCGAUGUACAAAAAUGACUUCUCUACAGAUUUAUUGUAUGUAAGUAUAGAUUUUUUUUGUUUGGAUUGUAUAUUUGCUUGUAAUAUUCAGAAAAUGGGAAAUUCAUAUAUUAUUUUGCAAUAAUUAGAUGUUAAAAAAUUUCGCUUUUUUGUAUAUUUAGCAGGUAAUUUUAAAAAGAAGUUCUGUGUGUCCUCAUCAAUAUUAAAGGCCUAAGUGUCACAUGAUAUUGAAUAUUAUAUUUACUAAAAAUUGGCUAUAAUUUAUUUUCUUUCUCUAAAAUGAAUUCUAUGCAAUACUAUUGGCCUAUCUUUUUUAUUCUUGUCUUAAAUUCUUGAUUCGACUUUUAAUAAUAUUCAGUAUUUGUUUGUAGGUGUGUGUGAUUUUCUCAUACAAUCCUAAAAUAGGUAUGUGAACUAUUUGUGUACGUGAUUAGUGACAUAACGGAGCUACCGCUGCUGUAAUAUAAACUGAUGAUGACUGACACCAACUAUAUAUUAUGUAUUUUAGUCCAUUAGAUAAAAUGUUUCUAAAAAUUAUAAUUUAGUUUGUUCUUGCACUCGGUAGAUUGGUGUUUUGAAUAUAAGUGUUGAGUUGGACACUUAGAAAUGCAAUAAUUCAAUAAAUUUUAUUAAUAAUACAGAAAUAAUAUAUUUCUUUACGCACGAAUAAAGUGGGAUCUGUAAAUAUGCUUCAUUUGCUUUGUAUUCGAAAGAUUUCUUCUAUUCAGUAAAACAUGAUAAAUAUUGGUUAUAUGAUAUAUUGUGGCAAUACAGCGACUUACUUGUUUGUAAUAAUGUACAGUGCAUUGGUGAAUAUAUCAUUUGUGUAUCGAGGGGCAUGUAAUUAGAUGUUUCACAAGUUAGUGAUAACAAAGUUAACAGCAUUAUGUCCCUUGAUUUUUAAUUAUGUAAGUCGGCGUAGUUCAUCUGUUCCAAUUCGAUGUUGGCCCGUCAAUUUUAUUAGAUUGAGUAAUUAAUGAUUUAAGAUAAUGGGUGUAUACAUAAUUUUAUAGACAAAUGACCUGCGAUUGUGUCUACGGCAUUGCAAGUCGCGGCACUUGGUCGUGACGUGGCUCUUACGAUAAUGAUGUGAAUCUGAGGGGAAUAUUUGUAAUUGCUACGUCCAUUUGUAUGAUAAUUAAAAUAAUGUUUAGCGCUAACUGUCCUACUGUCCGUACGUCUUAAUUUUUCAAGUUAUUUAUUAAAUUCUUAUUAAUAAUAAUAAUGUUUGCCUCGCUACACCUCAGUACUUAUCACAAUUUAGUGUAACACAGGUUGACAAGAACUGGAAGAAAGCAAUGUUUUGUCUUGUUAUGUGUAUCGUAAUAAUCCUAACCAAAGUUCGAAUUCAUGUUUUGAUAGGUGUCCACUAGUUAAAUGUUAUAUUUGUGGAAUUCAUUUAAAGUUUUACAACUUGAAGCGUAGUUUUAUAUUGCAUUUAUUUAUAAACAAAUAAAGAACUGUACAUUCAGUUCUCUAGUGCAGAAUAAUUUCUUUGCUGUUCUUUCUAGAAUAUGUUCGAAAAAGAAAUAAGUAAAGGCAUUUUAAUUAGCAUCAACGGUUCAAGUUGUAAACUGCUUCAAAAAUUCGCGUGCAAAUUGUAACAGAUAUGAAAUUAUAAUUCAAAAAGUGAAAUAAUUGAAAAGUGAAUAGAUAUAAUUCCGUGGGUGUUAUUGUGUUACGUAUUUUUAUUUUAUUGUUGUCCAUCAAUUGUUUAGAGUUUUAUCGAUCUGUAGGUAAGAUUCAUUGUGUUAACAAUGUGUUCUUAAUAAACGGAUGGAGACGACAA